AUGGACGACGGAGCAGGAGCAACUGACGUGGCUGGCUCAAGGAAGAGAGAAAGACAAUACAAAGGGAUAAGGAUGAGGAAAUGGGGAAAAUGGGUGGCUGAGAUUCGAGAACCCAACAAGCGUACGAGGCUUUGGCUCGGCUCUUACUCUACUCCCGAAGCGGCUGCUCGUGCUUACGACACGGCGGUUUUCUACCUCAGAGGACCCACCGCUACGCUUAACUUCCCGGAGCUCCUGCCGUGUACCGAGAAAUUCGCCGCCAUGAACAUGUCGGCGGCAAUGAUUAGGAAAAAGGCGACGGAGGUCGGAGCUCAGGUGGACGCGAUUGGGACGGCCGUGAGGAAUACCAAACGCCGCCGUAUAAUUAGUCAAGAGGGAAGUUAUGGCGGCGGGUUAUUGGAGCGGGUUGACUUGAAUAAGUUACCCGACCCGGAGAAUCCGGAUAAUGAUUUGGUGGGAAAAUAG
Molecule: messenger RNA, 465 nt
Organism: Arabis nemorensis
Lineage: Eukaryota; Viridiplantae; Streptophyta; Magnoliopsida; Brassicales; Brassicaceae
Source: the annotation of a GenBank genome assembly